AUGGAUGCGCUAGAGGACACCAAGGACCCUGUGAAGCUGGAUGAGGCUCCACGUGGUCCACCUACCAGCUAUGGGCCGAUACAACGUGGAGAUGAUCGAGCUCUGGCGGUGAACCCGUUCUGGUCUGAGAAGGUCAGGGAUGACGCCUUGCUCAGAUCUUUGCGACCUCAAGGACUACCAGAGGCAUCAGCAUCCAGAGGACCAUCAGGACUGGAGGAUGGGUCGGAGGGUCUCCCAGAUAUGAGACAACUGGUGUCAAUGGUGCUUCAACAGAACGUGCAGCUGAAACAAGAACUAGAAGAACUCAAGGGGCAAGUGCAGUUCCAAACUACAAAGGUGGUUGAACAGGUGGUUGUGAAUGUAGGGGAGGGACAGCCUGGUGGACCAGUAGAGCCAACCCUGCAGGGAACCACUCAACAACUGUUGCCACUGGAAGACGUAAAAUCAGAGGUGAAAUCAGAAGAAGUAGAAAUUGGAACUGGAGUUGAAUGGAGAACGCCCCCAGAAUCGGUGUCAGCCAGGAAACCUCAAGGGUUAGGGGAUACCGCAAAUUCGAAUGAAUCCCAACGGAAUGGACAACCUGUCUCAGGUGCUGCAGGAACACAGGAACCCAGCACUCAGACUCAGGUACUUGGUCAGGUGGCACAAACUCUGACUUCCCUGGUCGCCCAGCUGUCUGCUGUGGCUGGAUCGGGUAGCGGAGAACAAGUUCAGCCUUGUGGACAAGGUCAACGAGUUGGUCAGUGCCAAGGACAAGGGCAGGGUCAACAUGCAAGUGGAGCUGACGGGCAUCUUCCCGAAGGAGGGCCAGGUCAAGCACAGUAUGGAGCCCUUCAUUAUGGAGGUCAAGGUGGGCACCCACCUAGUGGAGGACCAGGGCAACCACCGAAUGGAGAUGGCAGAGGACAUGGCUUUGGAGGCAUGCCCUAUGGACAAGGAUCAGGCCAGGGAGGCCACGGAAGAGGGAAUGGUGCUGGCUAUGGAGGUUAUGGAGUACCCCACAUGGCCCCGUUUCAACUGCCACAAGACAUGAUGUGGUAUCCUGGAAUGGCUGAGAAUGUGAGAUCAGUUGAACUUCCACUGCUUCCUGGUAUCCGAGAAGGCGAACUAGGAGGAACAGUGGUGGGAGAUUGGAUGACUAUGGUGGCUCCUAUCAUGAAGAGCCUGUCGAUGAACAGUACUGCAUGGUGGGAGGCUGUGACUCGAGCGGCUGGUGAGGCCUAUCAACUAUGGCUUGGAUCGGACCCUGUGAAUCGUCUCUAUGUUGGACCGGACAUUCCCAGGGAGUGCUACACCACAUGGGCUCGGGUAGAACAACGAGGUCAGAGCAUGCUUCUUGGAGCUCUACCUGAAGGAUUGAAGGGUGAAGUGCUGUCGACACGCAGUACCAACACCGUGGAGAUUCUUUACCGGAUCUAUGUCAGGUACCAACCUGGUGGACUUGGAGAAAAAACCCUGCUACUACGACAACUGGUGGAUGGGAAAACAGCUGGAGGACCAUCAGAGUUUGUCGAGCAGGUCCGUGGAUGGAAGCGCAACUUGCGCCGAGCUCAGGAGCUGAACGUGACCACUCCUGAUCCAACUUUGCUCAUGGGAGCUCUGGAUAAGAUGUCUAGCACGAUCAUCAAGACAUCUUCACAGAUGGCAUUCAGAUUGAACUCAACGAGGGCACAGCUGAUGGUGGACAUCAACCCUACGUUGGCCAGUGUCACCAACUAUGCCGACGCCAUUAUGGGAGAGGCUGAGGGACUUCUUCAUGCUGGAGUUCAAACUCAGACCACUGCCAAGGUCAAGGCGAUUGAUGGUGGAGUUGUGGAAGCCCCAGCUAAGGGGGAUGGAAAGGGAAAGAGCUCAGACAAGCCAGGCAGAACUCCGGCUUGCAAGUUCUUUGGGACUGAUGAUGGAUGUAAAAAGGGACAGGACUGCACCUACCAGCACGAUUGGUCGACUCUGGACAAGAAGGGCCCUCCUCGAUGCAGCUCAACCAAGCACUCAAGGCGAGAUUGCACUGUCAGGGCUAUGACAACUGGUGGUGGAACACCGGAUGCUGGAGGAAAAGGAAAGAAAGGUGGUGGCAAAGGAAAAGAUGGAGAAGGAGCUCCACCUACCCCGGCUGUGAAGAAAGCAGACAAGCCGGAAGACACCUCGAAAGGGGUGUGCAGUGAUGCGCCGGCUAGUCACCCUGGAGGAGAGGGGGACUUGGGCCGUGCUGCUCCUGCGGUGGCGGCUCAUCAAGAGCUUCUCCAAGAGGCCACCACGUUGCUGAAGACGCUGCGGGGGCCAGCUCUUCAAGCAAUCAAGCUCAACAGCCUCGAAGUCCAGGAAGAAGGCAAGACAUUGCUGGACGGGGGUGCAACCCACGCACUUCGAACGGCAUCGGACUUGGAAGAGUGGAAAGCCGCAGUGGAAGUGCGGGUGGAGCUUGCACAAGGUUCGGUGACGCUCCGCCAACUCCCUUGGUCGAAAACGCUCCUUUCACUGGCACCAGUACAAAGCAUCGUGCCGCUGGGAAUUUUGGCGGAGAUCGGAUACGCCAUCAGGUGGGAGGGGACGACCUUUGAGCUCACCGAUCCCUCGGGAUGCAUCCUGGACACGGAGCUGGAUGGAGCAUGUCCAACGGUCUCUGAGACACUUGGCUUGGAGCUGAUCAAGGAGGUCGAGAGGCACUUCAUUCAGAAAAGAGCCCGGCUAGCGGUGCUUCGAGGAGAAGGGAAUCCUGGAAAUUUGACGGCGGAGCAUGUCAAGGAGCUGGAGGAAAUCAGAAUGAUGUUUCCACUCAUUCCUGAGGAGAUCUUGGUGAGAGUACUUCCAAGACGAGAUGGCCGCGAUCAAUGGCGUGAAGGGGAUCUUCCAUGGAAUCGCCACCGACGGAGGAGAUUGAGAAAGGCAUCUCAGGUGAUCAUUCACCUCUUCUCAGGAAAGGAUGAGAACUUUUGGAGGAAGGAGCUGGAGAAUCAACACCGAGCGGUUCUCUGCUUGGACAUGGAACUGGAUCAGAGGCAGAACCUGCUGAGAGAUGACAUUAUGGAGUUUUUGAUGGAGCUGGCCGAUAGUGGCAGAGCAGUGGCAUGGCUGGGAGGACCACCAUGCAGGACUAUGUCAAGGCUGAGGUAUCGUCAACCCGGUCCUCCGCCAUUGAGAUCAAGGGAGGGAGCAGAGCGCUUUGGACUCCACGGACUGGAUGAGAGCCUCAAGAAAAGAGUCAUUGAUGACACCAUCCUGUGGCUUCGUCAGUACUACCUCUACCACAGGGCCAAGAAGGUCUCUCAGCAGAAGGUGCUCUAUCUGUCAGAGCAGCCGGAAGAUCCGGAGAACUACUUGGAGGAGGAGAUGAUCAAGAAGCAGAGGUACCCGAGCUACUGGGCGUUUCCAGAAUGGAAGUGGAUGAAGGAGACCAACGACUUCAUUGAAGUCCACUUCGAUCAAGGUCGAACAGGCCAUAUCAAACGAAAGCCGACUACACUGGGCACCAAUAUCUAUGAACUUCAACAUCUACAAGGACUACGUGGUCCUGGGUCAUCACGAGAAGGAGGAGCUGAUGAACUCACUGUGGAACAGAGAAUUCAACUGUCCCGCACUUGGGCAGCUUGGUCCCCAGGGCUCAAAAACGCCAUUGUUACAGCUGUGAAGAAUGAGCUCGAUGGAAGGAUCAAGAGACUCACGCUGGAGCAGUGGAAGGCUCAUCUUCUCAACGACCAUCAACCCUACUAUAGGGGCUGCAGAACCUGCUUGGAGGCAUGUGGGCAGUCGAGGCACCAUCGGAGAGUUGUGACCCCCGACUCCUACACUUUGGCCAUUGACUUGGCAGGGCCUUUCAAGAAAGGAGAAGACCAACUGGGUCAUGGGAGAUACAUGUUGGUUGGAAGUUUCACUGUGCCAGUCUCCAAGGAUGGACGAGCACUACAUCUGAAAACAGAGGAGGAGGAUUCAGCCCAUCGCUGCGGCAACCCGAGAGUAGAGGGGGGCCGGUUUGCGUCGGCUGCCAGUGGCGCUGAGGAUGAUGAUCACCCUGGAGGAGAGGGCAGACCCAUCCCAGCCCCUGGACCCAUUGAAGGUGGAAUCUUCAAUGAUCCGGAUGAUCCAGAGGAGGUUCAACAGCAUGAAGCAGGAGACGAUCCUCUCUUGGAAGAAGAUGAUCAAAUGGCUUCACUUACCAAGGACGAGAAGAAAGAUGACACUGAGGAAUGGAAAAGAAAGAUCGAGGAAGAGCAGAACUUCGAGGUGAAACAGAUCACCCUGGUCGAGCCAAUUCUCCAAUUUGGAAGAGAGGCCUACGCCAUGCAGAAGAUCUGGAAUGAGAAGUACCAGGACUGGAAGAUGACUCGUCGCAGGGUCACCAUCAUGGGCCCCGAUGUGGCGAUGUCAGCAUCGAUGCCUGGGUACUAUGUCAGAGGGGAAGACGGGAAGUACUUCCACUCGUCAGAUGUGGUCACUGCAGAGGGGCCGCCACCCGAAGCUCAACUGGAGGAGGCUGAGCUUGGGCUUCUUCAAGAUCAUGGAGGUCGAAGAAGGAUCACUGGGAAGACCACGAUGCUCAGCACUUUGAGAGCGGAUGAGAACUCACAAGUUGCAGUCUCCGAAAUUGAACAGAGACGACUUCGGGGGCUACAGCUUCUGAUGGAGGAGUUGGACAUUCAGGAUACGGACUUGGAUCAGUCAGCAGAGUCAUCGACUGAGGAUGAGAAGACAGGAUCUGAUCGAUUCAUCAGAGCCUUACUGACUGAUGUGGAGGGAUUGGCAGACCAGCUGAUUGAAGUGGAGCAGGACCACCAACAUCAGGAAACAGUUGAUAUCGAACUUGCUGCUGAGAAUCAGGAGGUCUUUCUCCAAACACGAAUGUUUUCUCUGGCGGAGGUCAAGGCCAAUCUGGCGGAAUGGAUUCCCAGCAUGAAGAGUGAGCUGGACUCCCUGAUGAUUGAGACCGGUGCCAUUAAAGAGAUCACGUGGAAGGAGGCCGAUCGAUUGAGGAGAGAGGCUGAAUCCAAAGGAGUGCUGUUCGAGAAGAUCCCAGCCAAGGCAGUUUUCUCAAGAAAGGCAGGCAGUGGAAAACGAAAAUGUCGUGCCUGUGCCUGUGGAAACUACAUGGCUCAGAGGGACCAGUUGGACACCUAUGCAGGUGGCACUGGAGCCACAGAAGUUCGAACAGCACUGAGAAAAGCUGGUUUGGAGGGUUGGAGCGCUGCUCAGAAGACCAAUGACCAAGACAUCUGGAAGAUUGUGGCGCUCAGUCAAUCCCCUGCAGAGCCUAGCCGGUUUCCCAGAGGAGGAGAAGCCGAAUCUACGAUGACUGAUGGUAAGACCGUUGGUCUUUUCGUCACCUAUGUGGACGACAUCCUGGCCGUUGGUGAGAAGGAGGUGCUUCAAGGAUUUUGCACCAGAAUGAAAGAGGAGUGGGAGGUUGGAGCACCAGACUGGGUGACCCCGGAUGGCCCAUCGGUGAGAUUCUUGGGCAUGGAGAUUGAGCUCAAGGACCAGAAGUUCCGGAUCCAUCAAAGGGCCUACAUCCAGAACUUGCUCGAGAAAUACCCCCAUGAGAAGCCGGGAUCAUUGGCUUCAAUCCGUCCGCCUGAGCCGGAGGAUCACAUUGACCCCAAGGAGUGCAGAUUGCCCAACGUCAGACUGGUGAACUGCUUUGGGUAG
This is a messenger RNA of Cladocopium goreaui, 5640 nucleotides long. NCBI's taxonomy places the organism in Eukaryota, Dinophyceae, Suessiales, Symbiodiniaceae. The record is from the annotation of a GenBank genome assembly.